Lathyrus oleraceus (garden pea) is the source of this 831-nucleotide messenger RNA. RefSeq names its product 14 kDa proline-rich protein DC2.15. The record is from RefSeq and is a predicted model, not a curated record. The transcript has a single exon. The coding region runs from base 41 to 430 and encodes 129 amino acids. Lineage: Eukaryota; Viridiplantae; Streptophyta; Magnoliopsida; Fabales; Fabaceae.
CCUCAAGCAUAUCUUAUAGCAAAACUAAUAGUUUUUUGAAAUGGCUUCUAAGAUUAUUAGUGUUGCAUUUUUCCUAUGUCUCAAUUUUUUCUUCAUCACUAUAGUGAACUCCAACUAUGUUAUCCCUGAAAUUCCAGUGCCAAUUCCAAACCCAACAAUUGACCCUUAUCCAAAGGCUACAUGUCCUAUAAAUGCACUUAAAUUAGGUGUGUGUGCAAAUGUGUUGAACUUGGUGAAAGCUAAAGUGGGGUCUCCACCAACACUCCCUUGUUGCACCCUAAUUAAAGGUCUUGCUAAUCUUGAAGUUGCAGCAUGCCUUUGCACUGCCCUUAAAGCUAAUGUCCUUGGUCUUCACCUUGAUGUUCCUAUUGCUUUGAGUGUCAUUCUCAACAAUUGUGGAUUGAACAACUCUGGUUUUCAAUGCCCUUAGAAUAUUAAUUUUUCAUUGGCACCAUAUUUAUAAUUUCAUGUGUUUCUUUGUCAUAUUUGUGUACUUUGUGUGUGUGUGUUUUUGUUGCAAUAUUCUUGACUUCUUACUCCUUCAUUAUUGUUCUUCUAUUAUAUGGAAGAUUAUAAAUCUUCUCCAUCUGCUUUAUCUAUUGUAUUAAAGAUUUAGUACAAAUAAAACUUUGUGGUUGACAAAUUUCUCAAUUGUAUACCUUGGUUCUAAAGAAAAUAAAUUAUUGUGAAAAAAAAUGAAAUUAUAAAAAUGUACUAGAAAAGUACAUCUAUGUAUCUAAUUUUAUUAGCGAGAGAGCUAGUAAAGUUUGAAUCGGAUCCUCAGUGAAUUUGUCUCUAAAUAAAUUAUAUAUCUUUUUUUCUUUGAGAUAA